Messenger RNA from Pocillopora verrucosa, 6852 nucleotides. Its product is annotated as atrial natriuretic peptide receptor 1. NCBI's taxonomy places the organism in Eukaryota, Metazoa, Cnidaria, Anthozoa, Scleractinia, Pocilloporidae. The record is from RefSeq and is a predicted model, not a curated record. Gene Ontology annotation, cellular component: plasma membrane. Gene Ontology annotation, biological process: receptor guanylyl cyclase signaling pathway; protein phosphorylation; intracellular signal transduction. Gene Ontology annotation, molecular function: adenylate cyclase activity; ATP binding; guanylate cyclase activity.
AUUGCAACUACAUAUAUCUCUUCGUAAUUUACCAGACUUUGUGCACUCUCUGGGGGAAUCAUGAUGUCUCAGCACGUAUCUACACCUUGAAGUGAUUUGAUAUCACGCUCCGAAGGUCUUCAAAAUACAUUGAUGACGCAGAUAUGGACGUCGUGAGGUACCCCGAGUUAGACUCUUUGAGGUAGCAAAAGAAAGCCCAGUGCGGGCCGGGAAGAUGCCAUUCAGAGCAUUGAAAGAACGGUAUAGCAACUACAACAACCUAUGGCUUCAGGCUUUGUUUAUUUUGUUCUUACUAACUACAAGAUCAGAAACCGGUGAAAUCACUCUGGGGUUUUUACUGCCAUUUAAUGUUCCGACGAAUAAUUCUGCCGCGGUGGCGCUUACAUCAGCAAAAGACUUCGCUUCUGCGUUUCUGUUGGCUGUGGAAGCAGUCAAUGAUUCAUCAUUGCUACCCGGGAAUCGAGUAACCUUUGUUUUGAACUAUACUCAGUGCAACGAUGAUAUUUCAAUCAAGACCAUGCUCUAUCAGUUGGAGAGAGGUGUUCAGGUUAUCAUAGGACCUGGAUGUACCUGUGCGACAGAGGCGAAGUUAGCAGCAGCCGCGAAUGUUCCUAUGGUUUCGUACAUGUGCAUUGACGAAAAUCUCUCUGAUAAAGUACUUUUUCCAACAUUCGCUCGGACAGUUCCGCCAAUUAGCAGACUUUCUCCGCCGCUACUCGCACUAAUGGAGCAUUUUAGAUGGACUCGCGUUGGAAUAAUCGCUCAAACCAAUCACCGAUGGUCUCAUUGGAAAGCGUUGGAGAGCGACCUGAGAAACGGGGGCUUGGCAGUGGGCAUCAAUCUGACCCUGACGAUGGGUGUCCAUUUCAACGUCUCCAGUUUGUUACCCGAAUUUGAAGAACUUUUUGAGACAGUGGCGAAACAGUCUCGAAUCAUCAUUUUAGCUAUGGAUUACGCCUAUGCCCGCCAAGCUCUGAAUUACGCCGGAAAAAUUGGUUUAAAUGACGGUCGCUUUGCAUUCAUCAUGUUUGAGCUGGAUUUAGACCUUACUGGGAACAAGACGGGUAAUUUGUCAAAAUCAUGGGAAAGUGAUUCAAAAAACACAACUGGGACAGUCUUUGAAUCAGCUCUGUUAAUCUCUUUGAACAACAACGUAAGCAAGGAAUACUUGGCCUUCGCAGACGAUGUGAAAAAGAAAAGUUCAAAAUUCCCAUUUGACAGCCCUGCGUCUUCAGGGAACAUGCCUCCUAUACAAGCAGCCUACCUGUAUGACGCGGUUUUUCAGUACGCCGUUGCCUUGAAUAAAACUUUAACCAAUGGAGGAAAAAUUUCAGAUGGCCAGAAAAUUAUAAAGGAGAUGCUUGGACAACAAUUUGGAAGUAUUCUUGGCUAUGACCGAUAUAUCAACAAAAACGGCGAUGCAGAUUUCAGCGUGGUGCUAAUGGAUUAUCGAGAAAACAAUAAUGGAAUGUUCCAGCAGGUUGGAGAGUUUGUUGUUGACAAGACAGGAAAGUACAAGCUUCUCUUGAGCAAUGACUCGAUUAUUUGGCCAAAUAAUAGUUCCGCCCCUUCCUCUGAUGUACUGCAGUGCAGGUCAUGUGACGCCAGGUGCUAUAACGAAGGAAAUUUAACGAUCGGCCUGAUUCUUCCUUACUCUGCAUCACCUGGUAACAGUCGCUCCCUCUACGGGAAAUUCUACGCUUCUGCCAUCACUAUCGCUGUAGACAACAUCAAUAAGGAUCCCAACCUUCUGCCUGGAAUUCGCCUCAGAUUCGUAUGGGAUGACUCAGAAUGCUCGGAAGAGAAGUCAAUAAAUGCACUUAUCAGUCAACUCGAUAGGAAAGUGGACGCUUUCAUUGGAUUCGGUUGCGAUUGUCACACGCAAGCAAGAAUGGCGGCGGCGCUAAAUUUGCCUGUUAUCUCGCAUCUGUGCACAUCAAACGCGGUUUCCGAUAAACAGCUUUAUCCGACCUUCGCACGAACCAUUUUCGGCGACAAUAGCAUUGGUCCGUCGGUGUCGGCGAUCAUGAACUAUUUUAAGUGGAACCUGGUCGGAAUAAUCAGCGAGGAGGAGCACGACUGGAAACGAAGGGCAGAUUUCUUAGAGUCUUUUUUGGGUUCCGUUGGAAAAACAGUCACGAUGCACAGUAGAGUACCUUAUUUUCGUUCGUAUAAAGCAAAAGAACAUGGCGAACAAUUCAAAGAAGUUUUAAGUCAAAGCAAAAACAAAGCCAGAAUCAUUAUACUUGCCAUGGAACAAAGACUUGUGAGAGAGGCAAUGUACUAUGCCUCUAAACUGGGAAUGAACAAUGGAGAUUACGCCUUCAUUUCUUUUUUAUUGGAUCCUGUCCUGGUUCAAAGAUAUGCAGCAAAACCAGCUCUUUUGUUUGAUGGCAAGUAUGCGUCAACGUUGACGGAGUCUCUCUCCGAGCAAGAGAAAAAGGAGUUUUACGACGCGUACAAAUCGAUGUUACUCAUGGUUUUUAACACUCUGAAGAUUGAGGAGUAUGAGAAUUUUGCAAUUGAAAUGAAACAUCGGAUAUCUGAGCCGCCAUUCUGUAGUGAUGUUUACAAGGGAUAUCAACUGGUUGGAGGAACUGUCAAGUAUCCAAAUUUUAACAGAUCGGCCCCUAUACAGACGGCUUACCUUUACGACGCGACGUAUCUGUAUGCUAUUGGAGUUAAUAAGACAAUUUCUGAAGGAAAGAACGCUACUGAUGGUAGAGCAGUGAUGAGUGUUCUAUAUGGCAAAUCAUAUUCCAGCAUUCUUGGCUAUGAUAUAUUUCUCGACAAAAACGGAGAUGUGCAACACAAUCUCACAGUAAUGGACUUCAAUGAAAACUACGAAGAGCCAAGAUUUGAAAACAGAGGAAUGUUUAAAGUAGAGGAUGAUAAAAACAACACAAUUUCUUUCGACCUGUAUCCGAACGCCACCAUUUCGUGGAUCAAUGGCAAAGCUCCUGUUGAUGCUCCAGAAUGUGGUUUUGAAAAUGAGAAAUGUCCCGUGGAGGUGAAAAAAAAGCUAUCGGUGGCGGAGAUAGUUUCCAUUUGUCUUGGUGUCAUAGUGGUAGUCAUUCUGAUUGCUGGAGCCAUCAUUUACAGAAAACAGAAACUUGAGAAAGAACUCGCGAGCAAUUCUUGGCGAGUGAGCUAUCAGGAAAUUUCUCUAAGAACGAGACAACCAGGAUCUCUACGCAGCCAGGUUAGCUUGGUUUCCACUGAGAGCUUUGAUAACCUCAAUCAACGCCAACUCUUCACACUCGUAGGCUCUUGGAGGGGUAAUACAGUCGCUAUAAAGAAAGUCAGCAAGAAAAACUUGGAACUGAACAGGGAGAUCAGAAUGGAGCUCAAGCAGAUGCGCGAUGUCCAUCAUGACAAUUUGGCACAGUUCAUGGGCGCAUGCGUAGACACCCCCAACAUCUGCAUCUUGUUCCAGUAUGGACCAAAAGGAAGCUUACAGGACAUUCUUGAAAACGAAGACGUGAAACUGGACACCAUGUUUGUGACGUCAUUGGUGACAGACGUUGUGAAGGGAAUGGCUUAUUUGCACAGCACAGACAUAAAAUCACACGGGGAUCUGAAGUCGUCAAACUGUGUAGUGGAUGGCCGCUGGGUCCUGAAGAUCACUGAUUAUGGGCUCACAAAUUUCAAGGCAAAUCAAGCUAAAAGAGAUGAAGGAGAUUACGCAAAGUUCUACCGUUUGAUGUGGACUGCACCUGAACUUCUGCGCGCGGGCAAAGGUCAACACGGUAGAGGCACUCAAAAAGGAGAUGUGUACAGCUUCGCUAUCAUUUGUCAGGAGCUGCUGACUCGUUCAGGGCCUUUUGAUAUGUCUUAUUAUCACAUUGAACCAAAAGAAAUUAUUCAGAGAGUCACGAUACAUGAGAACCCACCUUUUCGUCCGAAGCUCAGUAACAUUGGGAAGGAAUGCGAAGUCCCUGGUUUGAUACAAAUGACGGAAAAAUGCUGGAACGAACAACCCGAAGCCAGACCUGAAUUUGAAGAUUUGAAGAGACAAAUCCGAAAAAUGUCUGUUGGAAGGCAAACAAACAUAAUGGAUAACAUGGUAAACAUGUUGGAAAAAUAUGCAAACAACUUGGAAAGCUUAGUGGAGGAAAGAACAUCGCAGCUGGCCGAUGAAAAACGAAAAACUGAGAAUCUCCUGCACAGAAUGCUUCCUCCACCUGUCGCACGUGACCUUGUUAAUGGAAAGACCAUAGUGCCGGAAAAAUUCGAUGAAGUAUCGAUUUUCUUUAGCGAUAUCGUCGGUUUUACGUCGUUAUCUUCGGAGAGCACCCCUUUUCAGGUUGUGGAACUUUUAAAUGAUUUGUAUACUUUGUUUGAUGACAUCAUCAGUAAUUACGACGUAUAUAAGGUGGAGACAAUUGGUGACGCUUAUAUGGUAGUUUCAGGACUGCCAAUCCGGAAUGGUCAUCAACACGCCGGGGAAAUAGCAAGCAUGGCUCUGCACAUGCGUAAAGAGAUAUAUAAUUUUAAAAUACAUCACAGGCCUCGUGAACAGUUAAAGCUCAGGAUAGGAAUUCACAGUGGACCUGUUGUUGCGGGUGUGGUCGGUAACACUAUGCCUCGUUACUGUUUGUUUGGUGAUACAGUAAACACUGCCUCUAGAAUGGAAUCCAAUGGAGAAGCUCUUAAGAUUCAUAUCAGUCCGGACGCCAAGAAUCUUCUGGAAUCUCUUGGUGGUUAUCACAUUGAAAGGAGAGGAGAAGUAUUUUUAAAGGGUAAAGGUACGUGGACAACAUUCUGGCUCGAAGGAUCUGCUACGCCAUUGAGAACGCAUCAUCAUGGACUGAAUAAAGAAAAGCAUACGGCGCCGCUGGUACACAAACAGGAUGAAAAAAACGGCUGGAAAUUAGUGAAGGAUUUACUGCCAAAACUUGCAAAGGAGUCUAAAAACGGAACACUCCCCUCUAUCGAACCGUCUCCUUUGCCCAAGCGUUGCGCCCAGCUGCCGCCAAUAACAUCAUGAGCUUUCAUCAACGACAAUUUGCAGAUAGUCUCUCACGGUCUUUGCAACGAUUUGCCGACGCAGUCCUCUGCUUGUCAGUUCAUUAAUUAUAUUUAAAGGAUGUUCAAGGCGGAACUUAGUAAGUAAGAUAAUAUAUAUUUGUUUGGUAGGCGGCUCAGUAUGUCUGGAAGCGAUGCUGGAAUGGACUAAUUCAUGUAUCUCUAAAUGGCGCUACACAUGGCCAUUUGCGAAAGAGAGAAAUAUUUAUUACAACUGACAAUUUCCUUGAAAACAUUCAACAUGUAAAAAGCCGACAUGUACUUUAUUCGGCUCAGAUGUCACGGACAUGACAUAUACACUUAAGAUUGCUACCAUGAAAAUGAAAUAGUGGUAAACUGAUAUUUUAAAAUAAUCGAGAUUACUCUAGGCAUGAGGGUGACUGCUGUAUGCUUCAUGCUACACAUCAAACGACGGAAACAACUGGGAAAAAUUCAAAAUGCUCUGUGUGUUUUUUUUUCUCUUCGGGAUCCUUAUACCAUUCGAGAAAAUUCUUAUCAUACUCAGUCAUCAAGGAUCGGCUAAUGUUUACCGUUCAUCAGAGUCUCGUCGAUACACGCAUAAAAAAAACAUAUUAAAAGAUAUGUUUAAGAUACCUUUUUUCUCUUAGUCAAUUCAAAUUUAUGGAAAAGGCGAACAGCUGUGACAGUAAGCUAAUUAACAUUUUUCAAAGGGAACGUUUGGUAUAGGUUUGGUUCCACUACUAAUCACGUUUAAGCUGCUAUAGAUCUAAGGAAAAAGAAGGAUUUGGUAAGUGAUUGAUCACAAUUUAAGUUAAAACUGGUCGCACUCGAAUUCCAUACUGUCGCAAACCGCCGCGGCAAGGCAAAAUUCUUUUGAAUCGCUCUAUUACAGUUAUGUUUGAUAUGGGAAAAAAUAAGCUUUUAAUGUAUCAGGGUCGAGAAUGAGAGAUAUUUUAUUUAACUAGGAACAUAUUGUGUAAACCGAAAUUCCAUUAUGCCAAUGCUUUCGAUUUUCUUUCCCUUGAAUUUUUCUCGAUGAUAUAUCAUAUCUUGCUUAUUUUUUUUCUAGAUGUCUUACAAUAAAUUUCCUAAGCUUUAGUGUUGUUUUUCUUCCUACUUUAAAUCAAACGUUGCGUUUUGUUUUAUUUUAAAAUCCAGGCGGAAUUUAACGCGAAACAAAAUGAAUAGAAUGAAAGAAAUUUAAGUGGUAAAUGAAAUAAUAACUGCCAACUUUCUCGGUGGAAUCUUAUCAGAAAUUGAUAGCUGGGGAAAUACAUUGGCGCCUUGGGUUCGCACAUAAAGCCACAACUCAUUUAAAUGACGCUUCCUUAUCUCUGUGGAAUAAUUGCUAUCAGUUAUUAUGACCUUAGCACCUUUUAAAUCGUUAAUAUUUCAACUGAGCGACCACAGUAGAGUUACAUCCGUUGUAUUAAUUUUUUUUUACUACUUAAAAUUUCGUUGUUUGCAGUCUGUUCGUCUCUGGUGUUUUUAACAAUCCUAAUUUAGCUCUUUUAUCGACUAUACUUUUUUAAAGUAAGAGUUACCUUCAGAAAUAGUUAAAAAAGGGAGUUUUACACUUAAUUCCCAAAAACUUCACAAAAUCCUGCAUGAUUACUACAAAGUUGUUUUCAGACUAUCGCACAGCGAACAUGAUUACUUUUUUUACUGUUCACGCUCCGGUAAUUUUAAACGACUUACAUAAUUAGUUGUGCAUAUGCUCACAUCAGAACCAUUAGUAAGAGCUAAGUGUUUGCGGUAUUUUAAAUGAUGAAACACGUUGCAUACAAUCUUGUAUUUAUUAAGAAAGAAAAUUAGCUUGUCAUAAGUUAUGAAACAUCCAGUAUUUGUAUAAAUUGUAAUUAA